Molecule: messenger RNA, 1226 nt
Organism: Apis laboriosa (Himalayan honeybee)
Lineage: Eukaryota; Metazoa; Arthropoda; Insecta; Hymenoptera; Apidae
Product: post-GPI attachment to proteins factor 2-like
Exons: 5
Coding region: 270-1034 (254 amino acids)
Biological process (GO): GPI anchor biosynthetic process
Cellular component (GO): Golgi membrane; endoplasmic reticulum membrane
Source: RefSeq, a predicted model, not a curated record
CAAUCAUAGUUAUAAAUUCUGUGCAAAAGUGUUAAAUGUGAUAAUAAAUCACUUCCAGGCAAAUGUCACGAACAUCGUGUUACCCGUGACAGUGCCUUUGUUUGCUAUAAAUAGAAAAAGCAUAUUAUGAAAUUUUUAAAGAAACUUUUUAACAUUUUUAAUAAAAAUUGAAAGGUGCAAAUGAUCCUAAUGUAGACUGAUUUAGAUUUUAUAUCUUUAAAUCUUUUUAUUUUGUGCUUAAAUGCCAAAUUUUAUUACAUAAUUUCACAAUGGAAUUAAACAAUGUAGGAAACAAUAAAAGUUCCAUACAUGUGGCAAUAUCAUUCAAAAAAUUAUGUAUAGCAACGGUAUCUUUACCUCUUGUUACACUUUUAGUGUGUUUUAUUACUGCAUAUAUCUUCCAACAAGAUGAUAUUCAUGAAACACAUUGUAGAGUUUAUAAUGUACUUCCAUCAAUCUCAGCUAUUACUGGUAUAUCUCCUCAAAGAUAUUUAUGGCGCAUAAGUAUAGCAUUACAUAUAGGUCCUCGUCUAAUUAUUGCUAGUGUAUAUCAUUCAUAUUAUUAUAAAAUACUCAAGACAAUUGAAGAUGUACCAUCUAAAAUCAUGGGAUGUAGACUUUUAAAUCUAUGUUAUUGGUUAAGUAUUGCAGAAGUGGCAGCUUUAUGUGGUGUUACAUAUAUUUCUAACAGAGAAAAUUAUUCUGUGCAUGAAAAAAUUUUCAUUGCCUUUAUGAUUAGUUCUUUAACAUAUAUGUUAACAGCAGUGAGAUUAGGUCGUCUCAUAACACCAAAUGCACAAAGUCUUCAGUACAAACAGGCACUUUUUAUAACUAGUCUUGUUAGUACAGUUGGACUUAUUAUUUUCUUCUUAAAACACAGGUUAUUAUGUCAUGAUCUAGCAUUUAGCUGGUUUUCCUUAUGUGAAUAUGUGAUUGCUUCUGCAAAUAUGGGUUUUCAUGUGACCGUAAUUCUAGAUUUUCCCAAGGAGCAAUUGAUUGUUGGAAAUGGUUUACCUUCCUUAAAGGUGGAUUAACUUAUAAUAUUUUGUACUCAUUAUUAUCUUUUUAUUGUCAUCAAAGUGCCUACUGCCACUGUCUGGAAGUGCUAUUGCCAAAAAUGAUAAAGAAAAUAAUAUUAUAUAUUAUAUAUAACUGAGUAUCCACUGAUUGGUAAAUAUUUAUUAAUAUUAUUUGUAAAUAUUUAUAUAUUAUAUUAUAUAUUAUGA